Molecule: messenger RNA, 848 nt
Organism: Pelobates fuscus (common spadefoot toad)
Lineage: Eukaryota; Metazoa; Chordata; Amphibia; Anura; Pelobatidae
Gene: MRPL58
Product: mitochondrial ribosomal protein L58
Exons: 6
Coding region: 51-620 (189 amino acids)
Biological process (GO): mitochondrial translational termination
Cellular component (GO): mitochondrial large ribosomal subunit
Molecular function (GO): peptidyl-tRNA hydrolase activity; translation release factor activity, codon nonspecific
Source: RefSeq, a predicted model, not a curated record
GGAACCUUGAUGUAAGGGAAUGUACUCCCGGAAGUACAUAUAAUACCAAUAUGGCGGCGUUGUGCUACUUACCCGUGCCGGGUGUUUUUCGGGCUUUACGGUCUUGUGGGUUCCGCUACUCCUCUAAUUUCAGAAGUGCUUAUAGUCUGGAUAAACUGUAUCCUGAUACCGAGAGCCGGCUACAGAAGGAAACAAAUCAAGAGAAGCCAGAUAUCCCUGUUGAUCGUCUGAACAUCUCGUACAGUAAAAGCAGCGGUCCUGGGGGACAAAAUGUUAACAGAGUUAAUACCAAAGCUGAAGUGCGGUUCCACUUAGCUUCUGCAGACUGGAUCUCUGAAGAUGUCAGGCAGAAGAUCUCUGUACAGCAUAAAAAUCGCAUAAAUAGAAAUGGGGAAUUUAUUGUAGUUUCUGAGGUGAGCCGUUACCAAAUGCGUAACCUGGCAGACUGUCUUGAGAAAAUCCGUGAUAUCAUCUCUGAUGCUAGCAAAAAGCCCAAACCUCUGACCACCGAGGAUGUUGAGCUUCGCAGGAUGAGAGUGGAACUUAUGAACAGAGAGCGUCUACAACAGAAGAAGAUUAAUUCUACUAUUAAACAUAGUCGGAAAGUACACCUAGACUGAAUAUAGCUUAAGUCAGCAGGGAUCUGGAGUCACCUUGAAAGGCAGAUAUAAAUGGCCAGUGCCAUGGGUAUUAAAAGAAGCUUAUAACGUUUAAAGAACUGAACAUUUUUGGGGUGUCUUACAUUGGAUUUCUUUCCCAGCAGAAGCCAUGUUUUCAAUUUAUAUAAGAGACAUUGUGAAUUGUUUUUGCACAUGUGCGCAUUUAAUUUAAUAAACCUAUUCAAUGUA